UGGCUGGGUGUGCAGCUGCCAGGCCCUCCCCCUCCCCCAGGCCCUGGCUUCUGCGUUGUCGCUGCCCCUCCACCUGUCAUGGUGACACCGUCUUGUGUCUGCCUUCACUGUGCCCCAGAGCCCCCACAGCUGCCGACGGUCUUGCAGAAACACACGUCUCUUGUCACUUCCUGCUAACCCUAGAGCAGUUCCAGCUCACUGCUCUUUAGCGGGGAGUCUAAUCCCGAAUGUGUCCCCUUCCCCCACCCCGCCUUCCACGCCUGUUGGAGGGAGCGGGCGUGCCCUGUUGGCUUAGUGAACUCUUCCUCGUCCUUCAUUUCAGCUGAUGGGCGACCUCCUCGGGGAUGCCUUCCUUGACUCCGCAGGGGAGCGCUUCCUCUGGGCUGGGCUGUGCUGGCAUCUUGUACUUGUCUGCGGCCCCGAAUGGUUGCCAGUGUGUGUGUGGAGCUGUCUGCCUGCCUCCUGGCACAGUGCCUGGUACCCAGUCCCGGCACGUUGCUAACCAAGGACCAGACCCCACAGCGAGCUCCAUUCUGUGCUCACGAGUGAGUGGGAGGCGAGUGGGCUCCCCAGGCCCCUCCCAGCAUCAGCCGGAGCAUCCGCCAUAGGAGCCUGGGGUUUCCUGCUCCGUUUCCUCAAGUGUCAACUGGGGGUUCUCUAUAUUUUAGAGUUAGAAGCCUUCAGGUCAGGUGUCGUGUCCAAUAAGGAAAGGACUAGAAGCCCAGGACUCUGGGUCCCCUCCUCUGAUACAAAGGUCACUUUGCAGAAUGACUUGACUACGAAGGACAGGAGGCCCCGUCAUCCAAGGGACAGAAGCUGUUUUGGGGACACCGGACAUUUCUCUGCAUCAGGCAGGGUUGUAUGACCUUGUGAAGCAUGGGGUGAGACCGGCGCCCUCGACCUGGCUGAUUUGCUCAUUUUCAUUGUUCAGCUGCUGCUGUUUGGCGCCUGAGCCGCCUUGGCUGGUGGCAGCAUGACAAGUGAAGUGAUAGAAGACGAGAAACAGUUCUAUUCGAAGGCCAAGACGUACUGGAAGGAAGUCCCGCCCACCGUGGACGGCAUGCUCGGGGGGUACGGCCACAUCUCCAGCAUCGACAUCAGCAGCUCCCGGAAGUUCCUGCAGAGGUUUUUGAGGGAAGGCCCAAACAAGACGGGGACCUCCUGCGCCCUAGACUGCGGAGCCGGCAUAGGUAGGAUCACCAAGAGGCUGCUGCUGCCGCUCUUCAGAGUGGUGGACAUGGUGGACGUGACGGAAGACUUUCUGGUUAAAGCCAGGACGUACCUGGGAGAGGAGGGCAAGAGGGUGAGGAACUACUUCUGCUGUGGCCUCCAGGACUUCAGCCCCGAGCCCAGCUCCUACGAUGUCAUCUGGAUCCAGUGGGUGAUAGGCCACCUGACUGACCGGCACCUGGCCGAGUUCCUGCGGCGUUGCAAGCGGAGCCUGCGCCCCAACGGCAUCAUCGUCAUCAAAGACAACAUGGCGCAGGAGGGCGUGAUCCUGGAUGACGUGGACAGCAGCGUGUGCCGGGACCUCGAGGUGGUCCACAGGAUCGUCCGCAGCGCGGGCCUCAGCCUCCUAGCCCAGGAGCGCCAGGAGAACCUCCCUGAUGAGAUCUACCACGUCUACAGCUUGGCCCUGAGAUGAGCAGGGCCCGGCAGAAGAAAAGGACCAGUGCGGGGUGGGGGGCUGGCAGCCGGGCGGGACCCAGAGGCUCCCCAGCGAUGGCCUGGGCGUGUGGACCGAGACCGCCAAAUACACCCGUUUGCUGCCCACCGCCAGACUCUUUUUCAAAAGGCCUAAUGGGACCCAGUGGGGAGGGGUGCCCCUGACCGGAGCACUGAGGCUACAGCCCGGCUCUGCUGCCGUGAGAGGCGGGGAUCGGACAGUGCAGACCGUGGGACUCCAGGGUCCCUGGUGCUCCACGUGUGGGAAUACAGCGAUCCCCUCAGAAGUGGAGAUUUUCUGGCUCUCCCUUUCCACCACCCAGCCUUCCAGCCACAGGCCUAGGUGCCUUAAGAGGAAGAGAACUCUCGGUUGUUGGGACUUGUUCCCCUCGGGGGGAGGCGAGGAGCCGGGCCAUGGAGCCUGCAGCUGCUGGGGGCGACCCUGUGCUGAGGCCUAUUUGGUGAUGAGCCCUGGUGUCCCUGACAUGAUAGUCACCGUGGUCUCCAGCGAGGGAGUCUGCGGCUUCAUUCUUGGCUGUGCCUUGCAGCUCCUCCUCGGUGAACAUUUUCAUCAAAAAAUAAAAGAGUGACUCUUGUGC
This is a messenger RNA of Enhydra lutris kenyoni (northern sea otter), 2264 nucleotides long. RefSeq names its product N-terminal Xaa-Pro-Lys N-methyltransferase 1. Gene Ontology annotation, molecular function: N-terminal protein N-methyltransferase activity. The record is from RefSeq and is a predicted model, not a curated record. The transcript has 3 exons. The coding region runs from base 974 to 1645 and encodes 223 amino acids. NCBI's taxonomy places the organism in Eukaryota, Metazoa, Chordata, Mammalia, Carnivora, Mustelidae. Gene Ontology annotation, cellular component: cytoplasm.